Arachis duranensis is the source of this 1107-nucleotide messenger RNA. RefSeq lists its product as uncharacterized. Bases 1 to 1107 code for a protein of 368 amino acids. Gene Ontology annotation, molecular function: nucleic acid binding. NCBI's taxonomy places the organism in Eukaryota, Viridiplantae, Streptophyta, Magnoliopsida, Fabales, Fabaceae. The record is from RefSeq and is a predicted model, not a curated record. Gene Ontology annotation, biological process: DNA integration. The transcript is spliced from 4 exons.
AUGAAACGCUCAAUUUCUGAGGCGUUUCGGGGCUCAAUUACUGAGAAUAAAGAUGCCGAACAGUUCCUGAAAGAUAAUGAAAAAUUCUUUAUUAAGAAUGAAAAGGCGGAAGCAAGUAGCCUUUUCAACAAACUUGUCUCCAUGAGUUUAAGUUAUGCACCUGUUGAUACUUGGUGGGUAGAUUCUGCUGCAACUACUCAUCCCUUCCCUACUGUCUCUUGGAAUAGACAACGGUACUUUAUUACGUUCAUAGAUAAUUACUCUCGUUAUGGGUAUCUAUAUUUAAUUCAUGAAAAUUCCCAAGUUUUGGAUGUUUUCAAGUCUUUCAAAGUUGAAGCUGAACUUCAACUUGGAAAGAAAAUUAAAGCUGUCAAAUCUAAUCGUGGUGGUGAAUACUACAAAGAUACGACGGUUCAGGUCUUUGUACCUAUUAUUGUUCAAGACACAGUUAUAGUACAAGAGCAGAAUGAGAAUCCUACUGUAGAUCCAGUUACAGUACAAGAGAACAAUGAGAAUAUCGUUGUUGCUCAAGAUACUGCUACAACACAGAAAAUAAUGAGAAUUUUUCUCAAUCCCAAUCUAUACAACAAGCUUAAUAACCUCACGAAGUGUCAUUACUCAUUAAGGAGAUCCAAUAGAGAAAAAAAAAUCAUAUAUGGUCUCAAACAAGCUUCCCGUCAAUGGUAUCAUAAGUUCAUCAAGUCAUUACCUUAUGGUUUUGAGGUAAAUAUCAUAGAUGAAUAUGUAUACCGCAAGUUCAGUGGGAGUAAACACAUCUUUUUGGUCUUAUAUGUUGAUGAUAUUCUACUUGCCAGUAACGAUAAAGGCUUGUUGCAUGAAACUAAAAAAUUUCUAUCUAACAAAUUCGAAAUGAAAGAUUUUGGUGAUGCCUCUUUUGCAUUAGGAAUUGAGAUACUAAGAUAUUGCUCUCAAAGUAUUCUUGGAUUAUCACAAAAGAACUAUAUCGAAAAGAUUUUAAGUAGAUAUGGUAUGGAAAGAUGCAGACCAAUGGACACACUCGUAACUAAAGAAGACAAGUUCAGUAUCAAGCAAUGCCCUAAAAAUGAUCUUGAGAGGACAGCAAUGCAUGAUAAACCUUAUGCAUGA